AUGGCAACCUACGGCGACGCCCCUGCAUUGGCUGCGCUGGGCGGCUCCAACAAGAGCCGCAACAAGAAGGCGCCCCAGGAGGUCCUCUCCGACUUCUGGGACAAGUUCCACACAAAGAAGCCCGGCAAGGUCACCUCCAUCUUCCCCCGCAGCCUCUACAAGGACAUCCUCCCUCCGUUACACCCGCGCGGUGCCCGGUCCGCCCGCAAUGCCGCCGAGAGCUACGAGGCCGCGGCCAAGGAGUGCCGCGACCGCGUCAAGCGCAUCGUCCGCGAGUGCCACCGCACCAACGCAAAGUUCACCGACCCAGACUUUGACAUUGAGCGCGACCAGUUCAGCAACUGCCUAAAUGGGCUCGUCCGCGAUUAUGGAGCCGCUGAUGCUGGGGACGCUGGUGCCGCGGCUCCGCCAGUCAAUGCCUGGGAGGUCAAGAACAGCCUGCAGACCCUCGCACAGAGCCAGAUGCUCGGCGCAAACGGCACGCUGACGGCCGAUGCCAAUGCACUGAGCCGCUUCGUCGGUGCGGACGACGGCUUCGCGUUCGGCAGUGGCGGGGUGUCGAGCGGCGAGAUGUACAACCCGGGCUCCGUGCACCGGGUCGACUGGAUCUUUGAGUCGCCGCGGUUCACCGUUGGCGGGUACUCGAGUUCGGAUAUCAAGCAGGGUGCCAACGGGGACUGCUGGUGGCUCGCGGCGGUGGCUACAAUCGCACACCGCAAAGACCUCAUGGAGAAGGUGUGUGUGGCGCGGGACGAGGAGUGCGGUGUCUAUGGCUUCGUGUUCCAGCGCGACGGCGAGUGGGUGUCGACCGUCAUCGACGACAACUUGUAUCUCACGGAGGAGGAUUUUGACUACUACGGCGAUGUGUACGACAGCACAGGCAAGCGCUCCCGUCGCCACCGCAAGGAGAAGCAGACGGGAUCCGAGGCGCUCUAUUUUGCCCGCUGUGACGACCAGAACGAGACCUGGCUCCCACUGCUGGAGAAGGCAUAUGCCAAAGUGCACGGCGACUACGAGUCCAUCUCUGGUGGCUGGCCUGGCGAGGCGGUCGAAGACAUGACGGGCGGCGUCACCACGACAUUGGCGUCGAACCGCGUGCUGCUCAAGGAUAGACUCUGGAAGGAGCUGCAGAGCAGUGGCGAUGGCGACUUUGUCUUUGCGCUGGCGGCCAUGGGCACUGGGUGGGAUCGCCAGAAGAGCGGCCUUGCCCUGGGUCACGCCUACUCGAUCCUGCAGGCGAGAGAAGAGGUUGACGAGGAUGGAAAUAAGGUCCGGCUUGUGCAGAUCAGAAACCCCUGGGGCGAGCGCUCAUGGUCUGGGCUCGGAGAAUGGAACGGCCCUUGGUCAGAUGGCUCGCGCGAGUGGACACCGUACUGGCUCAAGAAGAUGGACCACAAGUUCGGCGACGAUGGAGUCUUCUGGAUGUCGUACAAGGACAUGCUCGACACGUUCAUGUUCCUGCACCGCACCCGUCUAUUCGACGACCGGUGGACAGUCGUGCAGCAGUGGACCAGUGCUAACGUAUCGUGGAUCACGGGCUACCUGCAGUCCAAGUUCGAGAUCGAGGUCAUCAAGUCUGGCCUCGUCGUCAUUGUUCUCACCCAGCUCGAUGAGCGAUACUUUACUGGUCUAGAGGGCGAGUACACAUACAGCCUGCACUUCAUCCUCCAAGCUGCGCCAACGGGCGACAGCAGCGACAGCUCGCCCCAGGAACACAUCUGCCGUGUGCGGCCCAUCCACGACUGGGAGAACCGCAGCGUCUCGUGCGAGGUCGAGCUCGACGCGGGCAAGUACUACGUCCUGCCCAAAGUCACGGCCAAGCGCAAGGAGGGCUCAAAGCCUGUGGAGCAGGUCGUCAAGGAGUACGCCGACCGCAACCCACAGAAGCUGCGGCAGAUCGGGAUGCAGUAUGACCUCGCGCACGCCCGUGGUGGCGUGCCCGAUGAGGACGAGCUGCUCGUCUCGAAGAAGGAGCUGGCGAAGAAGAAGAAGGACGCCAAGAAGAAGAAGCUCAAGGAGAAGAACCGCAAGGUGCUGAGACAGGCGGCCAAGGCGAUGGAGAAGGUUGCCGUGGCUAUUCAGGAGGCCACCAAGGAGGAGGAUGGCGCCAAGGCCAAGAAAGACGAUGGUGCUACGAGCAAAGACGAGAAGGAGAGCAGCGAUAAGAAGAGUGGCGACGCCACUGCUACUGCUACCUCUGCAUCGUCGGCUGCGGCACCAGCCACAGCGCCAGGGGCUGCUCCAGGCUCGGCUCCUCCUUCGCAGACGCCCGUGGAGGCCGCGAAGGGUGAUGUGGCCGCCAGUACUUCCGGUGCACCCCCCAAGGAUGCGCCACCGCCUGCUGAUAAAGCAGCCGAGGAGAGCAAGGCUGCAGAAUCAUCCUCUUCGUCCGAGGCCACUACGACUGACACGCCCACCACAGAGACUGAGGCUAAGAGCGACGUUGCAGCGGACGGCGACGCAGCUGAAGGAACCGCCGCCCCCACCACAGAAGACCCUGUGCCACCGGCAGUAGAGGAUGCUCCUCCAGUGGAAGAGUCCGAAGAGGAAGAAAGUGACGAUGACGACGAGACUCCCGACGCGGCAGACGACGAGGACACGCCGGCGGCGCCGUGGAAUGCCGUGGUAGUGAUGGGUCUGCGAGUGUAUGCGCGCGACGCACAGGUCAGCGUCAAGCUGAUCCAGGCCGAGACGGUCACCGAGGCCACCGCGUUGACUGUCGAAGGGCAGCCUGCUGGUGCUACAAUGUAG
Messenger RNA from Microdochium trichocladiopsis, 2751 nucleotides. RefSeq lists its product as uncharacterized. The record is from RefSeq and is a predicted model, not a curated record. Gene Ontology annotation, biological process: proteolysis. Gene Ontology annotation, molecular function: calcium-dependent cysteine-type endopeptidase activity. Lineage: Eukaryota; Fungi; Ascomycota; Sordariomycetes; Xylariales; Microdochiaceae. The transcript is spliced from 2 exons. The coding region runs from base 1 to 2751 and encodes 916 amino acids. Gene Ontology annotation, cellular component: cytoplasm.